Oncorhynchus mykiss (rainbow trout) is the source of this 1893-nucleotide messenger RNA. The record is from RefSeq and is a predicted model, not a curated record. Lineage: Eukaryota; Metazoa; Chordata; Actinopteri; Salmoniformes; Salmonidae.
UACCCUACCCAGACAACAAUGUUGCAGACAGCAGCACUGCACUCUGUAAAAGACACUUAUGUAACAACCCGUUCCCAUUAUUUUUUUUGUUAUGAAACGAAGAAAAUGCCGUUUUUGUGACUGAGUGGACUCUCCUCUUUGUCCUGUUGCUGACCACUAUCUUUUCAAUGACACCCUACUGACUGAACGGUAAUUUGUUUUUGUAAACUCUAUAGGCAACAAUACUUCCCACCAUGCAGUUGGAGGCCCAGCUGCGUCUUUGUCAGAGCUGUCUAUGGUGCUGCAAGAGCGGACUGCGCCUGCUCUUUCAGAGCUCUGUGCACAGAGCGGCAUUUAACCACUACGACCUUCUUGGUGUAAAACCUGAUGCCACACUGGAGCAAAUCAAGAAUGCAUUUUUCGAUAAAUCAAAAAAGAUGCACCCAGACAGUGACCCGUCUAACCCGGGGCUGCAUGGCCAGUUUGUGGAGCUGAACGAGGCCUACAGGGUGCUGAGUAAGGAGGUGUCCAGGAGAGAGUACGACCUGCGGCAACGGCACCCUUACACCGGGGGACAGGCCUUUAGACCCACCUCCACAUACAACCCCAGGGCGGAAGCUCAGGAGAGUAUGCGCUACUGGGAUCAGUUCAAACACUCUCAGCCUCAGGAGACCACAGCUGAGGCGUGGGAGAGGAAGAGGAAGAGGAACUUUAGAAUAGUUAGCUACUGUAUGCUCAUCAUGGGCCUGAGCAUCAGCGCUCACGUUCUCUUCUUUAGAAAGUUGGAGUCAGUCCAUAACAACUUCAUGGACGAAAAGGACAGGGUCAUCACACAGAUCUACAACGAGUCCAAAGAAAGGGCAAGAGUGAACGGGUUUAAGAAGCAGACAGAGAUUCUCAGACAGAAACAUGCAGACUUCCUGGAGAAAUACAAAAUCACUCGCAACAGUGGAGAGGACAAGUAGGAGUUUCAUAGAAUAAGAGUACACCUUAAAACAAGGUGGAUUGAGUUGGCGGAAGGCCAAUGAAGAGGAAUGGAUUCAGUCAGGAAGGGGAGUGAACGGUUGAGUGUGUUAGGAGUAGUUAGCUUUCAAAGAAAAUAACAUUGGGGCAAACGUUGAUGAUGUGCACAGCUGAUGUUUGCUUGGACCUCGGAUACUAAGCUGAGGAGUAAAAGAAAAAAAUGUGUAUUAACAACAGUAUGUAAUGCCUGGUUGAAACUGGAACUGGAACAGCAAAUGGGGUACAUGUCUUUGUCACAGUAGAAAGUCGACCCCAGAUGUUCUAGGUUUCUUCAGAAGGAGAAUGUUUGUGGAGGUUUGGUCCGUAAUCAGAAGACUAACAGCAGUAGGACCUGGUCGUUAGCAACACAUCUCUUCCUCUGUUGGAUGGAACCAAGACUCCUGUUAGCCAGUUGCUAAUUGGUUCACAGUGACAUGCCGUUUUCCCCCAUGCCCGUUCAGAGGAAGUCUGAUUGGGGUUCAUAUGACAGUGGGAAUUUGCACACUGGAGAUCCAGUACAGUGUUGCGUACUGAAGACAAAUCAAAGGUAAAAAUCCCUUCAUGAUGGAUAGGGGGUGCUGUGUACAGCUUCCCUUGAACCAAUGGGAUUCAGUCAUUGUGCCUCUCUGUGAGUCAAUGAUAUCAUGGAACUCUUGACAUCGCUACUGGGCCCAUGUUGGACCCAAAUACAGUCAUAAAGAGUUUUUCCUGACAAUGAUACCUAUAGGCAAUAUUUCAGGCCUAGAGCAUUUCCUGGUCAUAUGAUGAGGGAAAACUGUUCCCAGAUACAAUGCAUUCGGAAAGUAUUCAGACCCCUUGACUUUUUCCACAUUUUGUUACAUUACAGCCUUAUUCUAAAAUUGAUUAAAUAUUUUUUCCCCCUCAUCAAUCUACACACAAUACCCCAUAAUG